AUGGCCCGCUUCAUCUCGCUCCUCAGCACCCUUUUCGCAGUGUGCACCACGCUGGUUCUCGCUCAAGCCUCCAACGACGACCCGCGCGGCAAGGAACUCUACGUCAACUAUCCUUCAUGCGACUACUACCGUUGCCAAGUCACCUGGUACCAGAAGCAGUCCGUCUAUGUCAACUGGCUGAAUGCGCCCAAGGGAGGCCUCAAGAUUCAGCUUGCCCCGCAGGACGGCGUAACGGGACUUCAGACCUAUACGAUCACGGACAAGGUCGGCAGUGUCCACGGAUUCAGCGACCACAAAUGCAACAGUGCCGGUACGGGUGAGAAGUGCGGGCGCUUCGACUGGGUCGUUCCGGCAAAUGUCAAGCCGGGCCAGUAUCAGGUGAUCGUCACGAGCCUUGCGCACCCGGACAAGUACGUCGGGUACACGGAUACCGUCGUGGUGAAGAAAGCAAAGUCGACGGCUAAGGCUAAGGGCAAGGCAAAGAGACACGACGUACAGAGGCUGGAGUAG
This is a messenger RNA of Sporisorium graminicola, 510 nucleotides long. RefSeq lists its product as uncharacterized. The transcript has a single exon. NCBI's taxonomy places the organism in Eukaryota, Fungi, Basidiomycota, Ustilaginomycetes, Ustilaginales, Ustilaginaceae. The record is from RefSeq and is a predicted model, not a curated record. The coding region runs from base 1 to 510 and encodes 169 amino acids.